Messenger RNA from Hymenoscyphus albidus, 1224 nucleotides. The record is from the annotation of a GenBank genome assembly. NCBI's taxonomy places the organism in Eukaryota, Fungi, Ascomycota, Leotiomycetes, Helotiales, Helotiaceae.
AUGUCAUCUCCCAGGACAGUUGUGCCUCCUCGACCGCAAAUAACUUCACACAUGUACAGCCUACCAGUCCGAAGGCUGAAAGAGAUUCUCAGCCAUGUGGUACCAACCGCAAAUCUGGGUCCUGUCGAAGAAAUUUCAUCAACACAACUUCCGAGACUAUACCAGCUCAAUAUGUCCGACGACCGCAAACUACUUCUCUCGUUCGCACCAAGUCUCAUGACACGUCUACUUCGACAAGAAGCAGCAAUCAUCUCGUCUGAAGCGACACUAGUCCACUUCAUUGCUGGAACAGAAAGAACUUUGGAAAGGGCGGUCUCACCAUGCAGUGAGAUUGAUACCCCGGGCUCGAAAACAGUUUCAAAUCUGAUUCCCAAGAUUCUCAAGUCCUCUUCGAAUAAUAGGGAAUUGGCAUAUCCUUAUACAAUUUCCGAACCAACUGGUGGUGUUCCACUUUCCACACUAUCUGUAUAUCUCAGUAUUCCUGAGCGUCGGGAGAUUGACAAACAAAUUGGGUCCAUGGCUCGGGCACUUGCUUCGCUCACAUCCCCUACUGGCACUUUCGGCACUGUUAGUCAUGUGCUUCCUGAUCCAUAUGGCAAGAAUUCCGGUCCCCAAGCAGCACUACCUUCACCACCAGUCGGGUGCAAAAAGUGGUCGGAAGCUUUUAAUCUGUUACUAGAAGGCAUUCUGCGAGAUGGCGAAGACGUAUUGGUACUCCUUCCUUAUGCUAUCAUCCGAGCGCACUGUCGACGACUCUCAUGGCAUCUGGAUGCCGUCACAAUACCUCGUUUGGUCGUGCUCGACGUGAGCAGUGAGCGGAACGUCAUGGUGGAAAGAGGGGGUGAGGACUGUGCAUCUUACUCCGGCAAAGAGAUCAAGAUGACUGGUCUCCGUAGUUGGAGUCUGGGGGCCUUCGGCGAUCCACUGAUUGCAGACGCUUUUGACAAGCCGUCCGAAGGCUUUUUAGAAGGAUGGAAUGGAGGCGGAGAAAGCGUGGUGGAGGAUGAGAAGAAUGUCGGAAUACGAUUACUGUUAUAUCGGGUCUUCAGCGCCGCUGUAAGCAUAGUAACAGAGCACUAUCGACCACAAAUCGAUAGCAGUAGGAAAGAACUCGAUGGUCGGAGAAAGUUGACGAGUGUUUUAGCCGAACUAGAGAAGGUGGAUCUUAUCCCAUGUGACGUGCUGAAGAGAGGCCGGAGGCCAUCUGGCGAGGAGAUGGUAUAG